Molecule: messenger RNA, 867 nt
Organism: Prunus avium (sweet cherry)
Lineage: Eukaryota; Viridiplantae; Streptophyta; Magnoliopsida; Rosales; Rosaceae
Source: RefSeq, a predicted model, not a curated record
UGAUUGGAUUGAAUCCUUCCCUCUAUAUAAAUAAACACCCUUCUCCUUCUUUCUUCACAACCCAUCUCUACAUCUUCUCUUUCAUCCUUUCCAAUUCCCAUUGAGAGAAAAACAAAACACUCUGCAAACUUCAAUGGCCUGCUCAAGCGCUUCAAGACCCACCAAAGUUCAGGAACUCCAUGUGUAUGAGAUCAAUGAGAGAGACCGUGCAAGCCCUGCAUAUCUCAGUUUAAGCCAGAAACCUGUUAAUUCUCUUGGAGACCUCGUCCCCUUCACUAACAAAAUAUAUACUGGGGAUCUUCAGAAACGCUUGGGAGUGACAGCAGGCAUCUGCAUUUUGAUCGAGAACAAGCCGGAGAAGAAAGGUGAUCGAUAUGAGGCUAUUUACAGCUUCUAUUUUGGAGACUACGGUCACAUUUCAGUUCAAGGACCUUAUUUGACCUACGAGGACACGUAUCUGGCUGUGACUGGUGGCUCUGGGAUCUUUGAAGGAGUGUACGGGCAGGUGAAGCUGCACCAGAUUGUGUUCCCUUUCAAGAUCCUCUACACUUUUUACCUCAAGGGGAUUGAGGAUUUGCCUGAGGAGCUUACUGCUGUGAAGCUUGUGGAACCAAGCCCUGCUGUUCAGCCCAGCCCUGCUGCCAAGGCUUGUGAGCCUCAAGCCACUGUCUCCAACUUCACCAACUAAUACUAAUAACCACAAGCUUCUUGCUGCCUCUAGUUUUUUGUGGGUUGAAUUGAAGUUAUGUUGUCAGAUGGUGUAGUAUUUUUAUUUUAUUCAUAAAUAAUUAAUUAUCUGUGUUUAGUUUAUUUGAAGGCAAUGUAAUGAUCAGUGGUUUAUACAAUAACUAUGGUUUGUUUACUCUA